Molecule: messenger RNA, 602 nt
Organism: Caenorhabditis elegans
Lineage: Eukaryota; Metazoa; Nematoda; Chromadorea; Rhabditida; Rhabditidae
Source: the annotation of a RefSeq genome assembly
AUGCUGCGUACAAUUGGCAUCUUCGCUUCGCUCCUCUUGGCAACUUGUGCUGAGCCCACCAUCAUCAAGUCGCCACGUGUCACAAAUUGGGGCGAAUGGAAUGGAAUGGAAACUUGUCCAGAACGUCAUUUUGUUAAUGGAUUCAAGAUCAAGUACGAGGAAUCGAUUUUUUAUAUGGCGAUCUGACUGCACUCAAUGGAGUUGAGCUUGUUUGCCAUGGCUCUGAUCAGGUCGACAAAUACAUCAAGAGUGGUGAGAGUCCACAUGGAUCCUGGCAAAAAUUCCAUUACUGUCCUGACGAAGAAUAUGUGAUUGGUUUUGCGCUUCGAGUAGAUCCUCCACAUAAUUUUAUUGUCGAUGAUGUUGCUACAUAUGCUUUUCUAGCAUAUUGUGGUGAACCAAAAGGAGAAAGACACAAUCUUAGUCCACUUGACGGUAAUACAGCCAAAACUAUUAUAAAUGGGAAAUGGACCGGUGAUCAGUUCUGCCCAUCUGGACAAGUCGUCUGUGGAAUCAAUACUAAAACUGAAUCGCGUCAGUGGCUUAAGGAUGACACUGGCCUCAACAACGUGGAUCUGCAAUGCUGCGACUUCGAACUUUAA